GAACUGGCUUCUGAAAUCAUUCUUACUCUUGGGCAAGCUUUUGAAGUAGCUUAUCAAAUGGCCAUAAAAGAAAAAGCUGUUAAAGCUUGGAAUGCGGAGCAUAAAAGCUCUAAUAAUCCAAAAUCUACGUCAUGACGAGCUAUGCAAUUCUCUUUUUUGUACAGUUGUUGCAUAGUAAUAUAUUAAAUUUUAGGAAUAUAUUUUAAAUAACUCUAUUACCAAUGCUUUUGAUCUCUGUAAAUAGUUUGACCUAAGUGAAGAAAUCAUAUUGUUAAAUUUUAUGUUGUUAAUCAUUUUUGUUGAAAAUAUCAUUGUGUGUUAUUCAUUAAUUACUAUUUGUUUCCAUACAUCAAUACUGGCAUCCUGCUUUUAUCCUGUUUUUGUAUUUGCAUUUAAAAAAAAUAUUAACUAAUGCAUUAUUGUCAACUUUGCUGGAAAAUCUAGUAGACUACUGGAUUUUGCCAGUUUCUUUUCGUUUAAUCACAAAAUAAUACAGAAUGAUUUUCCAAAACUGGGGAAGUAUCUUAAAGAAUCCCUAUUUUUUUUACUCCGCUUUUUGUUUACUUCACAAUUCAAACAAUCAAUAGUAUUACUAAGUGUUGAAGUAAGAGUCAAAGAUUAAGUAAUAUUAUUGGAGAAAAGUUUUUCAUAUUUAUUUAAACAUUUUAAUUUAUUUAUUUAAAUAUUUUGUCUCACUAUAAUAAAAAAACUCUUUAGGGCUGCCACUGUUGUUUUGGGUUUCAGCUUAAUAUGUUUUCUUUUGCUGUGUGUGUGUCAAAAAACUUUAAAUCACGAAGGUGUGUAGCAAAAUAUAAAAGAAAAAUGGUGUAAUAAAAAAUUAACAUUUUCGAAGUAAAUGCAAUGCAAUAAUAUCAGUCCAAAGAAAUGCGACGACAAUAUUGAAAUUAGAUGCGUUGAAAGGGUCGUUUUCAUUCAUAAACCUAAUGAGUUUUUUUUCGCCUUUUUUAAAAAAAAGCUCUAAUUUUUUCAAAAGCAUUAUUGCAAUUUUAAGUGCUUUUUUUACAAAUUUUUUUCUCGCUUUUUUUUUGCUUUAAAUUUUGACCAUUUAUAUUUUGUAAAUGUUGUAAUGAUUGUAAUAUUUCUUAGGAAUAUUUUCAUUCGUAACAAGUCUUUGUUAACAUUUGUAUCAAAAUUUUUAGUAAUAUAAAAGACUCAAGAGAGAUAAAAACAAUUUCUUAUUUGAACUACUAUUUGAUAUAAAGUUGAUGUUAAAUAUUGUUGACAAGUAAAAUUAUUUCUAAUUCAUUACUUUAUAUUGUCAUACAUUCUCUAUUCUUAAGUUCAAAUUUAUAUUUCAAGUACAGUUGAUUAUUUUUAAAAUCCAGGUUUCCUUUCAUGUCUUCGUGAUUAACAUGUUAAUAAGAAGUGCUUGUGUUAAGUUGUAAUAACUAUAUAUUUUAUAAACAAAAAAAUUUGU
Messenger RNA from Parasteatoda tepidariorum (common house spider), 1438 nucleotides. Its product is annotated as ankyrin repeat and SAM domain-containing protein 1A. Gene Ontology annotation, molecular function: protein binding. NCBI's taxonomy places the organism in Eukaryota, Metazoa, Arthropoda, Arachnida, Araneae, Theridiidae. The record is from RefSeq and is a predicted model, not a curated record. Gene Ontology annotation, cellular component: cytosol.